Molecule: messenger RNA, 2277 nt
Organism: Armigeres subalbatus
Lineage: Eukaryota; Metazoa; Arthropoda; Insecta; Diptera; Culicidae
Exons: 4
Coding region: 1-2277 (758 amino acids)
Biological process (GO): proteolysis
Molecular function (GO): aspartic-type endopeptidase activity
Source: RefSeq, a predicted model, not a curated record
AUGGCGAGAACAUUGGAAGCAGAGAGAGCAGAAAAAGCAGAAAUCGCUGAGCAACUUAAAAAGUUACAAGCGGUAGUAGCUUCUUUGCAAGCGUCUAAGGAAACCAUUCCGUCGGAUGAAAAAGACGAAACAGAAGAAGCAAGUGUGGACUUAGAAGUUGUACCAAUUGCUUCAAGCACUCGGCGACCUGCUAAAACGAUUGGAACCUUGGAUGAAUCACGAUUUCUGUCAUCCGUGAAUCAAUUAUCGAUUUCGUCAAUAACAGUUCCAGAAUGUAAGCCUCUCGCAGGAGACGAUGAGAUUCACAGACAUACCUUUGAGAUGUGGAAGGACCUACUCAUCGACUGUAUGGCUCUGGCUGGAAUAGAGGACGAAGCGACGAAGUUCACUGUUUUCAAGCUAUACUUCGGAUCUAGCUCCGACGUGAUGUUCCAAAGACGGAAAUUGGCUUUGAUGGAGCAAAAGUCAGAUGAGUCUGAUUUAGCGUUUAUUACACGAGUUGGAGAAACGGCACAGCUAUGCGACUUUGAUAAGACAAAGGAAUUUGAGGAAAUUGUUAAGACAAUUGCAGAACAUGCGAAGAGUAAGGAGGUGAGAGUGGCAGCGUUGAAAAUGGUUAGCCGAAAUGGAACAUUCACAAACUUGGUGGACAAAGUUCGUGAGAUACAGGCAAUACGUAUGAACGAAGACUUUUUCGCUGUCAAGCACAGACGAAGCGAAUCUACUGUGGAAGUAGCAAUACUAGCUCCGGUGAAGGCUGAAUUUCGAAAUCCACCAUCAUCACGAAGAAUCUACGAGCAACGAGCGGACAAUCGAUAUCUACCUUACAAUAGGAACUAUCCACGUUACAACCAACGGUUUCCUCAACAGACGGGAUGGCGUGGAAACAGGGCCGGGAUGAACAAUCGAAACGUAGGACACAUCCAACGCGCUUGCUUACUCGCUGGGAGUUCGAUUACCAAGCGGAAAACAAACCAAGACAUUUAUGAAACAGAAACGAAACAGGCGAAGAUAGAAGCAGUGGAAGAGAAAGAGGCCCCACCGAAGGCAACAGAACAAGCAAAUGUUCCGGAUAGGUGCGACUGGGACACGGAUCGAUUUGUGAUUGCUACGAUUGGAACGAAUGCUGAAUCGGGAAUCAUUACUGCACAGGUGGCUGGUAUGCAGUGCGAUUUCCUAAUCGACUCCGGAGCUCAGGUAAAUACGCUUGUCGAGAACAUCUACAGGAUCAUGAGAAGCAAUGAGAGGUAUAGUAAGGAAAUGUAUAAUAUUAGAGAAGGAUCAGAUCGAUCGCUGAAGGCUUAUGCUUCGGAAGGGGAGAUUAUGGUCUUGGCUACCUUUGAAGCGUUCCUGUUUAUUUCCGAUGAUCGUCCAGUGCACCUUGAGACGUUCUAUGUCGUCAAAAAUGCACAUCGUUCCUUGCUUGGCAGAUCUACUGCUCUGAGAUACAGUGUACUGAAGCUUGGUUUCAGUGUUCCUGUUUUGGAAGAAGCUAAUUCGGUGGAAAACGGGUUGACUUUGGCUACAGUUGCAUUGAGCGAGCCAUUCCCAAAAUUUAAUUUGCCUCCGGUGAAAAUUGAUUACGAUAAGUCGCGGCCACCUUGCCGCAAUAUAUUUUCUAAUAUACCACAAGCAAUGAAACCCAUGGUAGAGAAAAGGCUUCUAGAACUUAUCGCAGCGGACAUAAUCGAACCAGUAACGCAGGGUAUGGACGUAUCAUUUUGCUCGUCAAUGCUUGCUAUUCCUAAAGGCAAGCACGAUAUCCGCUUAGUGAUCGACCUUAGGGGUCCUAAUAAGUACAUACAAAGGACACCCUUCGCCAUGCCGACACUCGAAUCAAUAUUACCAGAGUUGAACGGUGCUGCAUGGUUCUCAACCAUAGACAUGUCUAAUGCGUUUUUCCAUGUCGAAUUAGACAGAGACUCCAGGCACCUCACAAACUUUUAUACAGAGUUUGGAUUAUUCAGAUGUGUCCGGCUACCGUUUGGAUUAUGUAACGCGCCGGACAUAUUCCAGGAGGUGUUGCAGAGGGUUAUUUUGGGAGGCUGCUCUGGAGUGAAGAACUACCUGGACGACAUCCUUGUAUUCGGGUCUACCAAGGAAAUUCAUGAUGCCAAUCUAGAGGAGGUCCUAAACCGUCUACGACAACAUAACGUCAAACUGAAUGAUUCCAAAUGCGUCUUCAGUAGUCAAGCGGUUCAAUUCGUGGGAUUUUUGCUAACUUCGAAUGGGUGGAGCGUGACUGAUGAAAAAGAUGAGGGCUAUCCAGAGCUUUAG